This is a messenger RNA of Sus scrofa (pig), 4240 nucleotides long. It is a transcript of the gene ELAVL2, whose product is annotated as ELAV like RNA binding protein 2. The record is from RefSeq and is a predicted model, not a curated record. Gene Ontology annotation, molecular function: RNA binding. NCBI's taxonomy places the organism in Eukaryota, Metazoa, Chordata, Mammalia, Artiodactyla, Suidae. Gene Ontology annotation, cellular component: ribonucleoprotein complex.
GGCAGCAGGGGCAAGCCUUUAGUUUUCCGCGGAGGGAACGGACACCAGCUGUGAAGUAGGCAAAAAGCCUUUUUAACUGUGCUUGCAAUAUAUGUGUAUAUAUAAGUAUGUACAUGUAUUUGAUACACAUAUAUAUCAAACCCCGCACGAAUCGCUCUGGCUGCCCCUUAGCGCCUGGAGCCUCGGGGUUUGCAAACUUGCACCUGGAAUCUGCCACCUCUGGGCUCGCGACGCUUUCGGCGCUGCCUGGGGAGCUUAGUCAGGGAGCCUGCUUGGAAUUAAAAGCCUGGAGGGAAGGAGCCGAGCGGCCGCAGUCGGGGGUCUGCUCCCAGGCACCGACCCUCGGGGCUGCGGGGCAGGGCACACGCCGGCAGCAGCAGCCGCGGCGCCGCGAACUCCCGCCGGCCCCGCCUCCUGGCGCUCUUCCAAGCAAGCCCCUCCUCCCCGCCCAGCUACAAACGGCGGGACCGCGGCACCCGGGCGUCACUGAGGCAGCUGCCGGCCGGGUGAGGAGGUCGGUCGCCGGCGCGGCACGGGUGGGGCGGAGGUUCCGCCGGGUUCCAGUCCGUCUUCCCACCACCGUCAGGACUAGGGACACCGCCUCCGCCUCCACCACCGCCUCUCCGGAGCCUGCCCGGAGCGAAUUCUCCGUGGCUGUGCUGACCGUCAGCGGCGCUAGCCGUAGUAGCUGCAGCUCCGAGUCGCAGCAGCAGGUAAUUGCUGCCAUGGAAACACAACUGUCUAAUGGGCCAACUUGCAAUAACACAGCCAAUGGUCCAACCACCAUAAACAACAACUGCUCGUCACCAGUUGACUCUGGGAACACAGAGGACAGCAAGACCAACUUAAUAGUCAACUACCUUCCACAGAACAUGACACAGGAGGAACUAAAGAGUCUUUUUGGGAGCAUCGGUGAGAUAGAGUCCUGUAAGCUUGUAAGAGACAAAAUAACAGGGCAGAGCUUGGGAUAUGGCUUUGUGAACUACAUUGACCCUAAGGAUGCAGAGAAAGCUAUCAACACCCUGAAUGGAUUGAGACUUCAAACCAAAACAAUAAAAGUUUCCUAUGCUCGCCCAAGCUCAGCUUCUAUCAGAGAUGCAAAUUUGUACGUCAGUGGACUUCCGAAGACAAUGACCCAGAAGGAGUUGGAACAACUUUUUUCACAAUAUGGACGCAUUAUUACUUCUCGUAUUCUUGUUGACCAGGUCACUGGCAUAUCAAGGGGUGUAGGGUUUAUUCGAUUUGACAAGCGGAUUGAGGCAGAAGAAGCUAUCAAAGGCCUAAAUGGCCAGAAACCUCCUGGUGCCACAGAGCCAAUCACUGUAAAGUUUGCUAAUAAUCCAAGCCAAAAAACCAAUCAGGCCAUCCUUUCCCAGCUGUACCAGUCUCCAAACAGAAGGUAUCCAGGACCACUAGCUCAGCAGGCACAGCGUUUUAGGUUGGACAAUCUGCUCAAUAUGGCUUAUGGAGUAAAGAGUAGGUUUUCUCCAAUGACCAUUGAUGGAAUGACCAGUUUGGCUGGAAUUAAUAUCCCUGGGCACCCAGGAACAGGGUGGUGUAUUUUUGUGUACAACCUGGCUCCUGACGCAGAUGAGAGUAUCCUGUGGCAAAUGUUUGGGCCUUUUGGAGCUGUCACCAACGUAAAGGUCAUCCGUGACUUUAACACCAAUAAGUGCAAAGGUUUUGGAUUUGUGACUAUGACAAACUAUGAUGAGGCUGCCAUGGCGAUAGCUAGCCUCAAUGGAUACCGUCUGGGAGACAGAGUACUGCAGGUCUCCUUUAAGACAAACAAAACGCACAAAGCCUAAUGAGCUCUUGUCCUCAGUCCAUUUAUAUAUGAAAACUAUACCACAAAGGCAAGUUAAGAGAAACUUUAUACAUUAGUAAAUGUCUUUGUAAGUCAGUGUUGAGAUGGGAAUAAAACGACUACUUAGCAUCCUAAGAAAUAUGUGAGAUUUUUUAUUGCUAGUAUUUGAAUUAAAACUUCUUAAAUAUCUUUUAUGUUUGAAUAUGGACAAGAGGUACAGGGUUUUUACCUGUCACAUUGCAUUCUAUUGCCUUCUUUGAAGAAGGUGGACCUUUUAAAGUGUUUCAGCUAAGGGAAGACAUUUCUUUUCUUUUUACAUAACUGCCUUGAACCUGUGAGUAAAUACUGAGGCUUUGUGUUGUAAUUCUUCAGUUGGUUGUGUCUUUUUUCCCCCCUUUUUUUCUUUUCUGAUUAGCUUUGUGUUUGGUUUACAUUUAAAGCAUUGCUGUUAUGUCUAAGAAAAGUAUUUUGAAGUUUACAUUUUUAUUUAUGAAGUUAAAAACAGUAUUUAUUUUGUAAUUAUGAUUUGGGUUGGGGAAGGGGGGGGCUACAUUAUAAACGCUUAUUGUAAGAAUACUGGAGAACUUUUCGUAAAGCAGUACCUUGCCAAAGAGAUAAGAGCCUCUUUGAUGUGGGUUUAAAAAAAGCAUCUAUUUUUAUAAAAAAGAAAAUUUGGAGAAACUUUUUACUGGUCCUGGAACAAAUAUUUUGACUUGAAUACUUUGAGAAAUCUCUUCAUAUGACACCUAGUGAGCUUUUAAAAUUUACCAGGAAAUUUGCAGCGGUUGGAAAAUUUAGAAAGAUUUAUGAUGUAGAAAAUACUUUUGAGAUCUUUGUAUGAAAGGUGUAGAAUCAAUGGGGGAAACACUGCUGGUUUCGUUUUUGUAAUCACCAGUGGAGUGUCUGAUCAUCCUGGUUAUUAUGUGAUAGGUGGCUCACAUUGAUUUGUGAUUUUGAAACAAAAAAAAAAUUUACAAAAGAAUAUAUAAGAGCAGGCAAGAAAUUUAAAUUACCAAGAGAUGGGGGAAAAAAAAUCUGUUCUUCCUAAAGAAAUCCCUUCAGAUAGAGCUCAUGGUGUUUAGUGAUGUACUUGCAGUAUUGUUUGAAGAAUUGUUUUGUCUUAAGGAUAAAAGAUGUUGCACAUGAUUUGUACUGCAGCAAAUCGGCAAAAGUGAUCUGAGUUGGAUAUAUUUGAAGGUAUUUUGAAAGUUACGUUCAAGGCUAACACCUGAGCUUUGUGUAAUGUAAAUAAGACCUUGUGUUUAUGAACCUUUCAGCUAAUUUGAUUUUUUUUCCCUUACAUGCCAAGUGAUGUUCAGGUUUUGAAUGUUUUUGUAUCAGUUUUUUCCUUUGUAAAUGGCAUUAACAUUGUUACUUGAGGUCUUGCUUAAUCACUUUUGUUGUCCUGAGGACUUGAAUUUACAGUGCAUCAGAUUUGUUGCUAAUUUUGUCUGUAGAUAGUCUAGCUUCAGCUGUUUAUGGUGAUGCUACAUUUUCGUUUAUAAAUAUGUUUGUGGUAAAAAAAAAAGUAUAACCAUAGGUUUUGAACAAAUUUCCUUACAUUUUUCAUACAAAAAUCAUAAAUAUCUGUAUGCUAUUGAAAUUUAACUUUGUAUGAUGCUUAAACCACUAUUUGGGGAAAUAAUAAAAUAAGUCUUUACCAUGUAUGAAAGAAAUUUUAAAAAAUACAAAAUAUUUUCUGAUUAGCAUCUAGCUUAUAAUAAAUUUUCAAAAAAGCUGAAGGCAAAAAAUGCCUUCAUCAGGAUGCACUGAGAACUAUAUAGUUACGUCCUGCUUUUUGUAUAAACUGAGAUGCUCACAUGCUUCCCCUUAGAACAGGCAAUGUGCUAUGCAUAACAUAGUUGUACAUUAUCUUUGCGGUUGCGUUGAGUUUUAUUUUUUAUUUAAAAUUGUAGUUAUAAAAUUUUUCAGUAUAGUACAGUACAUAUACUGUGAGGCGCGUGCUAAAGUGAAUAAGCGAGUUUUCAUGCUGACCCACUCAAUGCUAUUCAGAAUCAAUUGGCUUAGCACUUUCUCAUAUCCUUAGGUGCAUUUAGAUUGUCAGAGUUAACCUGCGUUUAAAAAAAAAAAAAAACUAAAAAACAAAAUACAUGUAUAUACUUAAAAAAAAAAUAAGGUUUCCCUCAUGGGAAAACAGCAGCUACAUGCUUCUUUCCUAUACUACUGUAGCAAACCAAGGCAUUGAUGAGAGGGCAUGCAAAUUGUGCUUCACUUUACAGUGUUUAUCAGAGCACUUAAUAAAAUGUAAGGCUGGUAUUUAUUUGAAGUUGUACAGUAUGACUUAAUUCACAUCUGUUGGAAUAGAAAAUAUAUUCUGUUGAGUAUUUAAGAGGCUGUACAUGUUUUCUUUUGUGUUUGGAUUCUUUGUACUUUUUCAUGUUCAGUACAUCAAUAAACAAAGUUGAAGGGAAA